Molecule: messenger RNA, 4227 nt
Organism: Hordeum vulgare subsp. vulgare (domesticated barley)
Lineage: Eukaryota; Viridiplantae; Streptophyta; Magnoliopsida; Poales; Poaceae
Product: alpha-mannosidase 2
Exons: 4
Coding region: 110-3637 (1175 amino acids)
Biological process (GO): mannose metabolic process; N-glycan processing; protein deglycosylation
Cellular component (GO): Golgi membrane
Molecular function (GO): carbohydrate binding; alpha-mannosidase activity
Source: RefSeq, a predicted model, not a curated record
GGAGGAAACCAAUCGAAACGACGACCCCCGCCGCGACCCUGGGCGCGAGGUCACUUCACUCGCCAUUUCCUCCCGUCGCCGCACCACCAGCACCUUCCCGCCGGCGGCGAUGCACCUCUUCUCCGGCGGCGGCGGCCGCACCGGCGCGCUCCUCCCGACCACAUCCAAGCCGAAGGCGCACCACCACCGCGCCAAGGUCCCCCCCGCCUCCACCCGCCGCCGCGGCCCCCACCCCGCCGCGGCCUCCUCCUCCCGCCGCGUCCUCCAGCUCUCCGCCGCCUUCUUCUUCUUCCUCUUCCUCUUCGCCUUCCUCCGCCUAGGCUUCCCCUCCUCCCGGUCCGCCGCGCCGUCCCCCGCCCGCCCCCGCGCGCGCCUCACCCGCAGGCCGGCCUUCCGCCGCGACUCCGUGGCGGCGGAGGCCGCCGCGGCCGCGGUCGCCGCCAGGGCCGGCCGCGAGGCGCCCGUCGACAUCACCACCAAGGACCUCUACGACCGGAUCCAGUUCGACGACGUGGACGGCGGCGCGUGGAAGCAGGGGUGGGAGGUCACCUACAAGGGCGACGAGUGGGACGCCGAGAAGCUCAAGGUCUUCGUCGCGCCCCACUCCCACAACGACCCCGGCUGGAUCCACACCGUCGAGGAGUACUACGACCGCCAGUCGCGCCACAUCCUCGACACCAUCAUCGAAUCCCUCUCCAAGGAUCCCCGCAGGAAAUUCAUAUGGGAGGAGAUGUCGUACCUGGAGAGGUGGUGGCGUGACGCCCCGCGGAAGAAGCAGGAGGAGUUUGCCAAGCUCGUGCACGACGGACAGCUCGAGAUUGUCAGUGGCGGCUGGGUCAUGAACGAUGAGGCAAACUCCCACUAUUUUGCCAUCAUAGAGCAGAUGAUGGAGGGGAACAUGUGGCUCAAUGAUACCAUUGGAGUUAUUCCUAAGAAUUCUUGGUCCAUUGACCCAUUUGGCUAUUCAUCUACCAUGGCUUAUCUACUGAGGAGAAUGGGUUUCCAUAACAUGUUGAUCCAGCGAACACACUAUGAGCUGAAAAAGGAGCUUGCGAGCAAACAGAAUCUUGAAUAUUUGUGGAGGCAGAACUGGGAUAUCGAAGAAACGACUGACAUAUUUGUUCAUAUGAUGCCCUUCUAUUCUUAUGACAUACCACACACCUGUGGACCAGAACCAGCUAUCUGCUGUCAGUUUGACUUUGCUCGAAUGCGUGGUUUCAGCUAUGAGUCUUGCCCAUGGAGAUAUGAUCCAGUUGAAACAGAUUCGAACAAUGUGCAAGAGAGAGCAACGAAACUUCUGGAUCAAUACAGGAAAAAGUCAACCCUGUACAGAACAAAUACACUUCUCAUUCCUUUAGGGGAUGACUUCCGGUAUGUUAAUACCGAGGAAGCAGAAGCACAAUUCCGCAAUUAUGAAAAGCUUUUUGAUUACAUCAAUUCUAAUCCCCAUCUAAAUGCUGAAGUCAAAUUUGGAACCCUGGAGGAUUACUUCUCUACACUGAGAGAUGAAGCUGAAAAGAUAAACUAUUCACGCCCUGGUGAAGUUGGUUCUGUCGAGCUGCAAGGUUUUCCAACACUUUCAGGGGAUUUCUUUACAUAUGCUGAUAGAAAUCAGGAUUACUGGAGUGGUUACUAUGUAUCAAGGCCAUUCUUCAAAGCAGUUGAUCGCGUUCUAGAGCAAACACUCCGUGCCUCAGAGAUUCUGAGUUCAUUUGUUCUUGGAUACUGUCAGAAAUUUCAGUGUGCAAAACUUCCCAUCAGUUUCUCUCACAAACUAACAGCAGCAAGAAGGAAUUUGGCACUUUUUCAGCAUCAUGAUGGGGUAACUGGCACAGCUAAGGAUCAUGUCGUAGUGGAUUAUGGGACUCGAAUGCACACUUCUUUGCAAGACUUGCAGCUAUUUAUGUCAAGGGCAGUCGAAGUGCUUUUGGGAGACGUCCAUGAUAGAUCUGAUCCUACAAUUUUAUCACAUUUUGAGCCGGUGCAGGAACGAGCGAAGUAUGAUGUUCAACCUGUGCAUAGGGUUCUCAAGCCUCAUGAAGGGAAGACACAUUCUGUUGUCUUUUUUAACCCAUUAGAGCAAACAAGGGAUGAGAUUGUUAUGAUUGUUGUAAGCAAUCCUGAUGUAUCUGUUCUCAAUUCAACUGGGUCCUGUUUGAAAUGUCAAAUUUCCCCUGAGUGGCAGUAUGUCAGUGGCGAAAAGAUAUCUACUGGCCGGCACCGUCUUUAUUGGAGAGCUUCUGUUCCUGCACUGGGUUUGGAGACUUAUUAUGUGGCUGUGGGCCAGGAUUGUGAAAAGGCUACUCCUGCUGUGGUAAAAACAUUCACAGCUUCCCAAGAAUUUUCUUGCCCUGAACCAUAUCAUUGUUCAAAUCUUGAAGGUAAAACUGUGGAGAUGAAGAAUUCUUAUCAUACUCUUUCUUUUGAUGUAAGUCAAGGCCUCCUCCAGACAGUCACUCGUCACAAACAUGGGGAAAAGACUGAGAUAGGCGAAGAAAUUGCCAUGUACAGCAGUCGUGGAAGUGGGGCAUACCUGUUCAAACCUAUUGGGGAAGCACGACCAAUUGUUAAGGAAGGAGGAUAUUUCAUUCUAACUGAAGGGCCCUUGGUUCAAGAAGCCCAUUCCCUUCCAAAGACGGAGUGGGAUAAGUCGCCUCUCUCACAUAGCACACGCAUUUAUAGUUGCGGGGACUCUAUACAGGAUAUGCUGGUUGAGAAGGAAUACCAUGUUGAACUUGUCGGUCGUGUAUUUGAUGACAGGGAGCUAAUUGUCAGAUACAAGACAGAUAUUGACAACCAGAGAGUGUUCUAUUCUGAUCUGAAUGGAUUUCAGAUGAGUAGGAGGCAGACAUAUGAUAAGAUCCCCUUGCAGGGCAAUUAUUACCCAAUGCCAUCACUUGGCUUCUUACAGGAUUCACUUGGCAACCGAUUUUCAGUACACUCCAAGCAAUCACUGGGAGCAGCAAGCUUGAAAAAAGGAUGGAUGGAGAUUAUGUUGGAUCGUAGGCUGGUUCGGGACGAUGGACGUGGUUUGGGGCAGGGGGUAAUGGACAACCGGCCCAUGAAUGUAAUCUUCCAUCUCCUCAUGGAGUCUAAUGUGUCUGUUUUGCCUAAAUCUCACAGUUCGAUUACUCUUCAACCAUCACUCCUUUCCCACCGUGUGGGGGCACACCUGAACUACCCAAUGCAUGCUUUUAUGAGCAAAAAACUUCAUGAAAAAUCCUUUAAGCUUCCUCAACAGACAUUUGCUCCAUUGGCCACCUCUUUGCCCUGUGAUAUACACGUUGUCAACUUGAAGGUCCCUCAGCCUCUAAGAUUUGCUCAUACGGACGCAGUUGAGCCAAGAUUUGCCAUUCUGCUGCAGAGAAGGGGCUGGGAUGCAUCAUACUGCAAAAGGGGUGGGUUACAGUGUACAAGUAUAGGCGAAGAGACUGUCAAUCUGUUUGACAUGUUCAAAGAUCUGUCGGUUUUAAAUGUGAAGGCAACCUCUCUGAACCUCUUGAAUGAUGACCCUGAAAUGCUAGGGUAUCUCGAGCAAAUUGGUGAUGUAGCUCAGGAGGGUAAUGUUCUCAUCUCACCAAUGGAAAUUCAGGCAUACAAGUUAGACCUACAGCCACCAUCAUCACCAGAAGAAUAGUAUGUCGAAACAGUAUGUUUAUGCUGGUCUGCCACUAACUGGAGAAGGAUCUACAUGGAGUAGUUGGUAGCUGCAUCUGGACUCUGCUGGAACACCUGCUCUUCAGUAUGCAUAUGUGUUACAUCUGGUUGACAUACAUCGUUGAAACUUUCCUCUGGAGAGUACCCUGAGAAUUGCGGUUCAGUUCUUUUAACCUGCGAGGGUGCAGAUACCAUUUUCUCUUUGGUGAUCAUUGCUUAACAAUUGGAAGUUUGAGGCAAGUCGGAGGGAGUUAUUGGAGUAACUUCGAUGCCUACGUGCGGUCACCUGCACUUUUCUUCCAGCUUUUUUGCGCUCACCGCCGUGGCAUGUUAUUUCGGCUAAUGCUAUCAUGAUAGGAACAUAUGUGAACACAAGUUUUUGUAUAUAUCUUUUCUUGCAUCCGAGUUUUGUAGCGACAUCACAGAACCUUGUGGACAAGAUCUGAGACAGUUUAGGAACAUGAUUCUUGUUAUACCACCGCUUUCGCAUAUGCAAAUUCUGUCUGUAUACAUUUUCUGAAGAUCGCUGAAAGAAAGGCACGCCCAGUUCCUGUCUGGGGGCUUUUUGAA